This is a messenger RNA of Lates calcarifer (barramundi perch), 2940 nucleotides long. It is a transcript of the gene plk2b, whose product is annotated as polo-like kinase 2b (Drosophila). NCBI's taxonomy places the organism in Eukaryota, Metazoa, Chordata, Actinopteri, Centropomidae. Gene Ontology annotation, cellular component: nucleus; cytoplasm; centrosome. Gene Ontology annotation, biological process: protein phosphorylation; mitotic cell cycle; regulation of cytokinesis. The transcript is spliced from 14 exons. The record is from RefSeq and is a predicted model, not a curated record. Gene Ontology annotation, molecular function: ATP binding; protein serine/threonine kinase activity; protein binding. Bases 73 to 2046 code for a protein of 657 amino acids.
UGCCAGAGUAUAAAGGCUCACAGACGGACUCUCCGGGCUGCAUUCUGAGUGCGGAACGAGAAAGCACCACUAAUGGAAGUACAGAGAAAUAGCGCGCCCCAACAGACAAACAGCAGCAGUAUGUGCGAAUCGACGCAGAGGUCCUGCGAACCUCGCCGAAAGAGAAUGGAUGAGCGCAGCGCGCCCUCGGAGAUGGCCAGGAUAAUCACCGAUCCUGUCACGGGGAAGUGCUACUGCCGUGGAAAAGUUUUGGGAAAGGGAGGGUUCGCGAAAUGCUACGAGAUGACCGACCUCUCCACCAGCAAAGUUUACGCAGCCAAAAUCAUCCCACAUGCGCGCGUCUCCAAACCUCAUCAACGGGAGAAGAUUGACAGAGAAAUUGAGCUGCACAGAGCUCUGCACCAUAGACAUAUAGUGCACUUUUAUCACCAUUUUGAGGACAAGGAGAACAUCUACAUCCUGUUGGAAUACUGCAGUAGAAAAUCAUUAGCUCAUAUCCUUAAGGCUCGUAAGGUGCUUACUGAGCCAGAGGUGCGUUAUUAUCUAAGGCAGAUUGUCUCUGGGCUAAAGUACCUGCAUGAGCAAGAAAUCCUUCACAGAGACCUGAAACUUGGUAACUUCUUUGUGAGUGAGUCGAUGGAGCUGAAGGUCGGGGACUUUGGUCUGGCUGCCAAGUUGGAGCCAGCAGGAAACAGGAGGAAGACGAUCUGUGGGACUCCCAACUACCUGUCCCCUGAGGUGCUCAACAAGCAGGGCCAUGGUUGUGAAUCAGACAUCUGGGCCCUUGGCUGUGUAAUGUACACCAUGCUGUUGGGCAGACCACCAUUUGAAACCACCAACCUGAAGGAGACAUACAGGUGUAUUAGAGAGGCACGGUACUCCCUGCCCUCGUCCCUGUCACCUCAGGCUAAGCAGUUAAUCGCCAACCUUCUGGCCAAGAUCCCCGAGGACAGGCCCAACCUGGACCACAUUCUGAGGCAUGACUUCUUCACGCAGGGCUUCAGUCCAGAGCGUCUGCCGGCUAGCUGUUGCCAUUCAGCACCAGAUUUCCACGUUUCUAGUCCCGCCAAGAGCUUCUUCAAGAAAGCUGCCGCUGCGCUCUUUGGUGGGAAGAGAGACAAGGUCAAAUACUACGAGACUCUGAAUAAGUUAACCAAAGAGGAAGAGGAGAUCUACAAACUGCAGCACGACCUUGAGAGAACUGUCAUCAGCCAACAACAGAGCAAAAAGAUUUCAGAGAAUGGAAGUCUACUUCCACCAUCUGCCGAGAGCCCCGUUGCCCUGGCAACAGAGGGCCAGUCCCCGACGAUGCGAGAUACCAUCCGUCUGAUCGUCAGGGGGAGUCUGGGGAGCUGCAGCAGCAGUAGCGAAUGUCUGGAAGACAACACAACAGGGAGCGUGGCUGAAACUGUUGCAAGUGUGUUGAGGGGUUGUCUGGAGAAUAUGCCUAAAGCGGAUGACAUUCCUCAGAGCGCAAACAGCUGCAGUCUUCAAUGGGUGACUAAAUGGGUGGACUACUCCAACAAGUAUGGCUUUGGCUACCAAUUGUCUGAUCACACCGUGGGAGUUCUCUUCAACAACGGCACCCACAUGAGCCUCUUGCCAGACAGAAAGACCAUCCAUUACUAUGCAGAGUUGGGCCAGUGCUCUGUCUUCCCCACCUGUGAGGUUCCUGAACAUUUUGUUGGCCAAGUGACUGUGCUCAAGUACUUUUCCCACUACAUGGAGGAGAACCUCAUGGAUGGUGGGGACCUUGGUAGUAUGACGGAUGCACACAUGCCCAGACUCUACCUGCUGCAGUGGCUCAAGUCCGACCGCGCCCUCAUGAUGCUCUUUAAUGACGGCACUUUCCAGGUCAACUUUUACCAUGACCACACCAAGAUCAUUCUGUGUUGCCAGAGGGAUGAGUACAUGCUGACGUACAUUAAUGAGGACCGUGUCUCCAAAACCUUCAAACUCAGCUCCCUGCUGACGUCAGGCUGCCCCACUGACCUGCGUGAACGCAUGGUGUACUCCCUCAACAUGCUUCUGCAGAGAUGCAGCUAAAGCCACAAUAAUAUGCCCUGGACAGUGUUAAAACAGUCAAACCAAUGCACUGUGCUACCGCAGUGCUGCUUUGGAACAAUGAUUCAGAGAGGAUCUGCUCAAGACUGGCGGACCAAGGAGGGACAUGUGCAAAGCAAAUUAACAUUCCUACACCGUUGCACCUUCAUGACUCAGCAGAGGUGCGGGUGAAAAAAUAAUACGGAGAGACUGCAAGAGAUUGAGGAAAUGAAAUGUAGCACAAUGACGGUGGAUGGAAAAAAAAGGGCUGAUUUGUAUGUUGAUUGUUGCAGGAGAGGACAGGAUGAGUAUGUUGGUACGAAUGUGAACCCCCAGAUGUUUGUGGAGAAAGAGGGAUGUUUGGCAAGUAAAGAGAAAUGCUGGGCUGGCACCAGCUUAAUCAUGUAUAGUAUAGUUGAAGCUGUUUAUAAAGGCAAUCCAAUUAAACUGAUGCUCUGAAUGUAACCAGAGCUAGACUGUGGAAUAUUGUAAAUGAUGUACAGUGUGUGUCACAGCCAACUCAGCAGUGCAAAGAAAUGAUUUGCUAAUGCGUGUGGUUGCCACAGAGUUUGGCUGUUUAUAAGUGCAAGUGUGUAUGUGUGAGUGGGAGGGGUGUAAUAUCACACAAACUUUUAAAACUGUGAUUUGUUCUCUUCACUGACAGAUGGACUCAGCACAUUGAGCUGGGAACCGGAGGGGAGAUGUGAGGGAGGGGAGAGGGGGGAGCAGGUGGAGAGCAUGACAUUUAAAAAAAAAAAAAAACAAAAAAACAGUAUCAGAGAUCCUUACAGGAUCCCAUAAGAGCCAUUAUCACCUUGGUAGAAAAUGUCCUAAAUUAUUGUGUUUCAAAAGUGCAGUAUUUAUUUAUUUAAUAAUAAAGAGCAUUUUCUAAAAAAA